GGGCUUACAAGCAGAGCAGGUGGGCAUUGCCAAUGGACAGGAGAGGGUUUCUACAACAAGGUACCGUAAGAUUAAGUUUCACUCAGUGCAGACCACAGACAUCAGUUUUAGUCAUAAACUGUGGUUCACUCUGACCAGACAUGCUUGUAUUUAGAUAUGGAGAUACGAAGGUAUAAUGAACAAAUCUAGAUUCAAACCAAUAGAUUUGUAGAUCACAGACCCACUGUAAUAACCAUGCAGUGUUAAAGCUAGUUAUUUACCAUCAAGCAAGCACUGGAAAACUCAAGGCACAUGAUCCAAGAAUAGCCACACACCCUGAGCUGCCACCUUUGUGUGAAAAUCUAUCCUUGUCACUUGGGCAGACAUGUGGGGAGAUGCAGAUUGUAGCCUCUCCCAUACAAAGGGAAGUGAUAGCUUGGAUCUAGGAAGACACUCCAAAAUGUUUAGACCCUCAUAUAGAAGUUCAAGUCCAUUUUCUCUCACAGACCUCGACAUGUGGGACACCAAAUCCCGCCUUACAGCCCAGACCUCAGCAUGGUGCGGUAUGGCAACUGUCUCUGGGUCAGGAUUUCUGUCCAAAGUCAGCACAAGCACGUCAGGCAGCACCGGUGGCUUCAGACAGAAUGACCCCGGUCUAAGGAGAUGGCAGUCAUUGUCCCGUCUGGCACCUGAGGGUGCUACUCGGUCCUUUACUCCGUCUCCAGGGGCUGAAUUACAAGCCGCCCGAGCUGAAAGUAGCUUUAGACAAGCAGGAGUGGUGCAAUGGCUGCAGGAUGCUCAUGAGCGUAUAGACAGUCAGCUGGACCGGCUGAGGGCCAGAGACGCACAGCUGAGCUACAACACAACUACUGCACAGCUACACAUGAAUCAUAAGCAGCUGUCAGAAGCAAUGAGCACUCUUGAGCAGGAGAAGGAGGCAGCUGAAUCAAACCAUUUUGACAAGAACCAGCAACGUAGAGAGCUUCAUGAAAAGGUCCUAAAGCUGGAGAGGGAUCUGGUGCAAAUGAGGUCUACUUUGGACAGAGGAAGCAAUGAUCAACCAACCAAAAGAGCUCCUAGUUCACUUAGCCGAACAUUACCAGUGAGCCAAGAAGACUUUAACAGACAGGAGAAGCAGGAGGUUGAUACAGAGCUGUGCAGGCUGAGAGAGGCCCUGAGAGAGGCUGAGACGAGGGCAAAAACACAAGAAGAAGAGCGAAAUCAGGCACUCCAGCGACUCCAGACUUCAGAUGAGACACAGAGGACGCUGUUGAGUCAAAUAGAGGAGAUGAACCAGAGGCUCAGCCACACUGUAUCAAAUCACACUGAAGUGCAAGAGCAGCUGAGUGAAGCUAACAACAAAAUCAGCCAAGCAUGCCUGGAAAAAGCCAUCCUGUCAACUCAAGUGUUAAAGCUGGAGGAUAAUGUGAAGGAACUAAAGGCCAAACUGACAGGGGCUCUGUCUGACAAAGAUCAGCUGAUCCAGGAGAAGGCAGAACUGCACCAGAGGACCCAGGUCCUGGAGCUGCAUCUGGAGAGAACACAACCAGCUUCAAAGGAUCAGGAAACUGUUCUGAUGAAGGAAGAAUCAAUGGCCCUCAGAGAGGUCAAUGAAAAGCUGACAUGUGAGCUUGAAAUGAUCAAGCAGAAGGUAGAGAUCUCACAGUCUCAGCUACAGGAGCUAACAGCAGAGCAGGUCGUCAACAUCAAACAGAUCAGAGAUCUGGAGGCAGAACGCUCUGAGCUGAUCACACAAAAAGAGGAACUGCUGAGCAAAACUGAUGAAGAUAGUCAUGAGAUGAAGGAAAAGUGCUGCCAGCUCAGGGAAUCUGUGGAAGUUUUGGAACUAGAAAAACAGACGCUGCAGGAUCAGUGUCGGUGUCUGGAGGCUGAGCUGCUUGACAAUGAAGAGAAGCUACACCUGCUGGAAGAAGAGUAUCGCAAACAAGAUGCAGUGAGAGUCCAACACAUCGAGGAACUGAAAGCUUUGGCCUCACACUGGACUGAGAAAUGGCAAAAGGUGGCUUUGACCCUGCAGUCUACACAAGAGGAGCUCGAGGAACUCAAGAAGAGCAACUCCACAAACGAAGGGCAAUGUGACUCGCUGCUCAGGGUUGAGCUUGACGCAUGUAAACAGGAGCUGGAGCUGGAAAGGAGCAGAAGUCAGGCGCUGCUUCAGAGAUACAAGGAUGAAGGUGGUGCAGCUGUGCGGACUAAGGGCAAAGAGACAGUGACAGACUUAUCAGAAUCCUCUUUGUUAUGGGAACCGACAUCAGACUCCCACAGCAGCCAAAAGAAAUCCCCUCAGGUUUGUAUACAAAGCAGUGAGGUUCAAAUGCUGAAGGAAAAACUGACAGAAAGAGAGAAGGAACUGAGGGAAAAGGAAGACGCUUUGAUGAGUUUAGAAAGGCUAAGAGAGACGGAAAAAACUGAGGCUCAAAUCAAGGUUUCUGCUCUGGAGCUCAAGCUCAGGAAAAAGGCUUCUGAAGUUAGUCAAGAAAGUGAGGGCCACGCAAAUGUCUCAACUACUGACUCACUAAGGACCCAGCUAGAAGAGAGCAGGAAGAAGGCUGGCCAGCUGCAGCAGGAGAAGAUGCUGGCAGUCCAGAAGCUUCAAACACGAAAGCAGCUUUACUCGGUAAAGUUCACGAAAGAGACACCACUGAAGAUGGCCUCCCGCAGUGGUGACGGACAUAAUGAAUUACAGAUGCCUUGUCUGCAGGUUAAAGAUGAGAAACCACCUGUUGAAGGCAGGAAGGAUAAGACUGUCUGUCCGGUUAAUCUAGAGACAGACCAGCAGAGGAGAAUGGUCACUGAGCAGUUGAAGAGUUUGUUCAAAGAGCGAGAAGGAAAGGAGGUGGGAAAGGUUGACAACACACCAGCAGCUGCUCAAACCAGAACCUCCUCACCUCAAGACGGGACUCCCACAUCUAAAGCUACUGCAGUGGACAGGUGGGGCUGGCAGCAGAGCUCAGGUCUGAUGCCAGUGUUUGAGGAGGACGAGGAGGGCAGUGACCAGGAAACCUGGCCUGGAGAGGAGGAGGACGAGGAGGAGGAGGGAGAGCCAGCAGGAGAGGCUCAUAUUGAGGAAAACCUCCACAAUCAGGGACACCAGAUGUCAGCUAAGAAUCCAGAAAACAGCUGUCUGAAGGCAAAACAUGAGAGUCUGCUUCAAGGUGAAAAUGUGAUGACAGUAAGGUUCAAGCUGCUAAUCCAGGAUCUUCACACUGCAGCAGAAAAAGUACCAGACAAGUCUUCGGAUGUUGAAGGGCCAAUCCUAGCUCAUUCUUUAGAUGAGUGUGACCUGCAGAGGAGAACAACUUCCCUCUAUCCUGAUGGAAUAUUCUUGGCUCAGCUUGUAGAUAUCUGUAGCCCUGAUGAAGAUGAAGAGGAGGGAGAGGACAAAUGAUGUGUUUGCAUUGGGAAAGACUUGCUAUAUACAAAUCUGAUACUGUAUGUUUUUUACACAACAGAAAUAUAAUAACUAAUUCAAAUCUACAAUUUAAAUAUAAUCCUAUGAUAAGAUGAUUUUUGGCAGAUGCUUUUCUUCCGUAACCAAAGAUUGUGAUGUUUUGCAGCUCAGUCUAACAGAAAGCUGCUUUGUGAUGGAAAAUAAAGCACAACAGCAACAAUCUGAGCAUUUUUACGUCAGGCAAUAGUGUUAAUAAAAGCCACCAGGCUACGUCAGGCAAAAAUGUGUUUUAUUUAUAUGACAUGAUAUGGUUCCUCACACCAUAUUUACAUUCAGAAUAUCCUACAGCCAACAAGCUAUUCCUAACGUGUCUCCAAAGAACUGUGGAAUUACAGAUAUGCAUGAGAGUAUAUAAAGUACAUUUGUGUGUAACACAUGUUACUCACACAUCAAAUAAAUGACAAAGUGUAUUUUAGUCAUGAGGACUGAACUGCUUAAGGUAAUAUUUUACAAAUACAUUAUUCUACAAACUCUAAGUUUACAUUGCCAUUUCGUGCACUUACAGUAAUGUUCCAUAGGAGAAUUCACAGAUUCAUAUAAAUAAGGCCAUGUUUAAAGAGUUUAUUGUUUGGUGCUCAGAAAUCCAUCCAUUAAAACUGCAUUGUCCAUAAA
Molecule: messenger RNA, 4063 nt
Organism: Seriola aureovittata
Lineage: Eukaryota; Metazoa; Chordata; Actinopteri; Carangiformes; Carangidae
Product: golgin subfamily A member 6-like protein 25
Exons: 22
Coding region: 365-3388 (1007 amino acids)
Source: RefSeq, a predicted model, not a curated record